AUGACUACCGCCGACGUCCCCCGCAUCGUCCUCGGAGCAAUGACAUUCGGGCUCGACACCACCGAUGCCGCAACAUCCGCCAUCAAAGUCCGCGGUCCUGCCGCCGUCGCCCCCUUCCUCACCACCUUCCACUCUCACGGUCACACCGAAGUCGACACUGCCCGCUUCUACGGCAGUGGCGAUAGCGAAACCGUUCUCUCCCAAGUGCCCAACGCCCAUUUGAAGAUCUCGACAAAGAUUUUCCCCUACGUGGCGGGGAGUCAUAACCGCGAGAAUUUGCCAAAGCAGUUUCGGGAAAGUUUGAAGGCAUUGAAUUUGAGCAAGGUGGAUAUCUUGUAUUUGCAUGCGCCGGAUUAUUCGGUUCCCUUUGAGGAGACGUUGAAGGCGAUUGAUGAUCUCCACAAGGAAGGGCUGUUUGAUCGAUUCGGCGUGUCAAACUACCCAGCCUGGAACGUAGCACUCAUGCACUCAAUCUGCAAACAAAACGGUUACAUCCUCCCAACAAUCUACCAAGGACCCUACAACCCCAUCGAGCGGAACGUCACAUACGAACUUCUUCCUUGCCUCAAACACCUCAACAUUGGCUUUUACGCCUAUAACCCCAUCUGUGGAGGUGUCCUUUCGGGCAAGUACAAGUUUGAUGCCGAGACCCCGGAGGGGAGUCGGUACGAUCCCAAGACUGCAGUUGGCAAGAUGGCCCGAGAAAUGUACUGGAACAAAGCAACCUUCGAAGCCGUCGAAUCCCUCACAAAGGUCGCAACAGCCCAUAAUCUAACCCUUCUCGAAGCAACCCUCCGCUGGAUGCGUCACCAUUCCGGCCUCAACGCCAAGGACGGUAUCUUGAUUGGAGCAUCAAAGGUCGAGCAGUUGGAGGAAUCGUUGACGGAGCUGGAGAAGGGUCCCUUGCCGGAAGAGAUGCUGAAAGCUUUUGAUGACGCUUGGGAGCAUGUAAAGUCCUUCAUGAGACCUUAUUUCUUUUCCGAGAACGUUACCCGACCCUCUUUCAAGAAGGAUUAG
Linnemannia hyalina is the source of this 1017-nucleotide messenger RNA. NCBI's taxonomy places the organism in Eukaryota, Fungi, Mortierellomycota, Mortierellomycetes, Mortierellales, Mortierellaceae. The record is from the annotation of a GenBank genome assembly.